AUGGCAAAGAACGAGGAGAAGAAGAAAGAAAAGAGAGUGUGUGAGAAGAUCUUCAGAGCAGUAACGAGUCCUGUCCGAACCGCUCGCCGCAUCUCCACCAAACCUUCACCGAACCACCCAGCAGAGGCUGUUCACGUCAAAUUCUCAGAGACAAAGAUGGAACCGAAGAAGACGUUGAUCGCUCGAGUGGAGACGAGGAUGAAGACGGACGAGAGGUUCACCGAUUAUAUAAAGAAAGCGAAGCUGAAGAUAAGGGCAAUGACGAAUCUAGGUGAUAUGACGAAGGACGAUGCGUCCGCGACAAGCGAAACAGAGACACGUGAUCGUCAUCAUCACCACCACCAUGUUCCUAUCUCUCGUGUGUCGAGAGAGAAUAGCACUAGCAGUGGGAGAUCAUCAGAUCAGUUCUCUGAUUACAUCAAAAGGGCAAAGAUGAAGCUCAGGUCCUCCUCCACCAUCGCCAAUGCUAACCCGACUUACGAUUCUUUCAAGAACUGA
Messenger RNA from Arabis nemorensis, 498 nucleotides. The record is from the annotation of a GenBank genome assembly. NCBI's taxonomy places the organism in Eukaryota, Viridiplantae, Streptophyta, Magnoliopsida, Brassicales, Brassicaceae.